UCUUUGAAAACCCUGGGAAAACACUUCAAUUCCUAACUUUUGGCUUUUCACUCUCAACUUUCUGGCAAAAAACCACAAAAAAAAAAAAAAAAAAAAAUCCCAAACACUGAAACAAUCUCGCCUUCCUUUCUCUCUCCUACUCGAGAGUAAUGGAGGCGACGCAACAGCAACGAAGAUUGCGAGUAAAUUUCCAGGAUCGUGGAAUUCUAACCAAAACCCAGAAAAAAUCUGGUCUCAAGCAUUCAUGGGUUCUUCUCAAACCCCAAUUUCAGACCAUUUCCGACGUCAUUGCAUAUCUUCUUCACUCCUUUGACCUCCAUCAUUCCUGCCCUAAUGGCAUAGUUCUCUAUAUGGAUGGCUUUGCUCUUCCACCAUUUGAGUCAACUACCAUUUUGAAGGAUAAAGAUGUAAUAAGUGUGAAAAGGCUAGGGUUGGGCAUUUCUGGCACGAUGAAGGCAAUUGAAGAGGCCAGGCCUUUCAUUGAAGAUGAAAUAGUAUUGAGGCAACCAUUACCUUCUGCUGUCAGGCUUUUGGCAAACGAGGAAUUCGAUAAAGAGACUGGAGGCUACCUAAGCGAAAUUGAUAAGGAUGAAGAUGAAGCAGAGGAGCCUGUGCAAAUUGCUCGAGGUGGAGAUGUAGCUUCCAAAAAGAGAAAAGCAUCCAGUAGUAUUGAGAACUCUAAGAAAAAAAGACAGCGCCAGGUAACCCCCAAACGUGUUGAGAAGAAGGUUGUUGAUCAGCUUACCAAAACAUUACAGAAGAAAAGAAAACUUGCUAAUGGGAGUAAGCAUGAUGGAACUGUAGAUUGUGCCAAAAAUUCAGAUCCAAUAUCUAAGUCUGAUGGAACUGUGAAUUGCGCCAAAAAUUCGGAUCAAAUAUCCAAGUCUGAUGGAACUAUUAAUUGCGCCAAAAAUUCUGAUCCAAUAUCUAAGUCUAAUGUACAUGAAGAGAAAAAAGAAGAGACUGUACAAGCGUCUGGUGUGCCUAAUGGAGCUAAAAAGGUAUCCAGAGGCACUCGGCGUAAGAGGUUGCAGAGGCAGUGGAAAAAAGUACACCCUGACAAAGCUAAAGUCGAUGAGGGUGAGAAGCAAUUGCCGGCGAAAGAUUUGAAUAAAGAUUCAGGAUCUAAAAAAGAUGCAAGUACAAACAUUGAACAGCUAGCUGAGGAAGAUAGUGACGCAGAUGGUGAUCUUGUCCCUGUAGAGAUUCGGCCCGGACACAUACGCUUCACUCCUACUGGGAAAGCAACUGAUAUUCAAAAAUUUCAUGAAGCAAGUGGGGGGAAUGUUCCAUCAGUCCAAAAAAGUGCUUGGGAAGAUGACACUGCCCAGAAGAAUGUUUGUGAUGUAAACAAUAAAGUAGCGAAGGAACCAUAUUCCUGGAACGGAAUCACAAACAAAAGGGAAGGUCAGAAAUGGGGCACAGAGAACCAGCCAAACUCCUGUAAGGAAUACAGAGAUUAUAAUGGCUAUUCUUCUAGUUCAAGAGCUAACAGAAACCAGCGAACCUACUCCUGGAAGGAACCAAGAGAUCGUAACACAUGGACUUCUAGAAAACAGCGGGCCAACGAUUCGUCUAUGAUUUUUGAGAAGCUCGUUCCUCUAACUGACUUGCCUGAGGUCGGCGACGUCCUUGCAUAUCGUUUAUUGGAGCUGUCAUCAACUUGGUGCCCUGAGCUGACAUCUUUUCGGGUAGGAAGAAUUACAUGUUUUGAUAAAGAGUCAAAUAAAAUCAUAAUGGUUCCAGAACCAGAAUACCCACUUAAUCUUAAAAAGGAAGAAGGUGAUCACGACGAUGACGAUGACUCUGGACAACCUCCACAACCUUCCCUCUAUAAUGAAGAUGGAUCCUUGGAGAUAGAUUUCCCUUCUCUUGUUGAUGUACGUAUUCUAAAGCGUGGAGACCCUAGUCAAUCAAAAGCCACUGGAGUCCCAGCAGUUGCUAUUGGUACCUCUGCCCCUUCAGGAUGGAGCAAGGGCAACAAUAUAGAUGGUAGUAGUAAUGGUGCAUCAGAUGUUGGCAAUCAAGAACUUGGUACACCUGGUGCUUCUGGAGUGAGCGAGAGCAACAAAAAAGAUGGAAGUAAUGGUGCAUUAGAUACUAGCAAUCAAGAACUACAGAAACCUGCUGCUACUCCUGCAAACGGGAAAAAAGAUGUGUGGGAAGAGAUAAGUGAUGCCUUGUUAGCAAAGAAAUCACAGCUUUCUCAAGAGGAUAGAUGGAACAAGAAAGAGCCUUCGGCUAAACGGUCAUGGUCAUACAGAACUUUAAGAGGGAGUGCUCUUGGCCCUACUAUGGCGAGGUUAAGGGCACAAAAUGGUUUAUGAACCAUGAAAAGGUGACCAUUAUAUUUUGGUACAUAGUCUCGAAGCGUGAGCCUUGAUCCUCUAAUCACUUGUCACAUUAUUGUGGUUAUUUUUCUGGCGUGUUUAAAUGUAUAGCCUCUUUGCACUGGUCUAUUAUUGUUCAGUGCAAUUAUCUCUUGUGGCCUUUUUAACUUUAUGGUUUCAUGCUACAAAUUUUCGAGGUUAUUAUGUUCACCUUAAUGUAAUCUACAAUCAAUCAAUGAUAUGUACAGCUAAUAGAUCUUGGGCACAACAUUAUAUAUGAAUUUCUGCCCUGCACUGUUUGAUUGAAGUAUAUUUUUAAAUCAUAAUGCAUGUUUUGUUUAACUUUUGACCAGAAAAUUAUUCGAUGCAUACUUAUUUGAAGGUGAUAAUGUGAAGCUAAAUUCAAAGUAAUGUUGCCAACUUCGGCAUUGCUAUAAAAUGUGCAUUUCCCCUAUUCUUGAGCUAUUGCAAUAAUGUGAGUUUUCAGCACCUCAAUGCUUAUAUGUAACCGUUAAUACAAUUUAUCGUCAAAUAAAAUUAAGGAUGGUUUCAAAAAAAGAAAAAAACAUUAAGUAUUAUAUUAAAUUUACCUUCCAAAAAUAACCCAUUUUUUGAAUUAAUAAGUACAUCCAUAUAAAUUUUUUCUUUAAAAUAUCACUAAAAAGAAAAAGAAAAA
Messenger RNA from Chenopodium quinoa (quinoa), 3006 nucleotides. Its product is annotated as coilin-like. Gene Ontology annotation, cellular component: Cajal body. Gene Ontology annotation, molecular function: U1 snRNA binding; U2 snRNA binding. The record is from RefSeq and is a predicted model, not a curated record. Gene Ontology annotation, biological process: spliceosomal snRNP assembly. The transcript is spliced from 14 exons. NCBI's taxonomy places the organism in Eukaryota, Viridiplantae, Streptophyta, Magnoliopsida, Caryophyllales, Amaranthaceae. Bases 150 to 2327 code for a protein of 725 amino acids.